Monoraphidium neglectum is the source of this 990-nucleotide messenger RNA. Its product is annotated as Importin subunit beta-1. The record is from RefSeq and is a predicted model, not a curated record. Gene Ontology annotation, cellular component: nucleus; cytoplasm. Bases 1 to 990 code for a protein of 329 amino acids. Gene Ontology annotation, biological process: protein import into nucleus. NCBI's taxonomy places the organism in Eukaryota, Viridiplantae, Chlorophyta, Chlorophyceae, Sphaeropleales, Selenastraceae. The transcript is spliced from 8 exons. Gene Ontology annotation, molecular function: nuclear import signal receptor activity.
AUGGCGGCGGCCACCUCGGAGCAGCGGGAGAAGCAGGCGGAGCUGCAGGGGCUGCUCUGCGGCGUGGUGCAGACGCUCUGCACGCGGCUGGCCAAGGAGGACAACGGGAAGGCAGCGCUGCUGCAGUACGCGGACUCGACAAUGGAGGCGCUGCUGCGCGUUCUGGCCAACCCGGGCCAGGCCGGCGGCGCGGCAGGCGCAGCGGUCGCGGCGGCCAGCGUGCACGAAGAGGCGAUGCAGGCGGUGGGCUCGGUGGCGAUCGGCGUCGGGCGGCAAUUUAGCAAGUACAUGCCGUCGUUCUACCCCUACCUGAAGGCCGGCCUCUUGAACCACCAGGAGUGGCAGGUGUGCCUGACGACAGUGGGCGUGCUGACCGACGUGUGCGACGCGGUGGGUGACGAGCUGGCGCCCUACAGCGACGAGAUCAUGAACAUGCUCAUCCACAACCUCGGCAGCGACGCGGUGCACCGCAGCAUCAAGCCGCAGAUUCUGUCCACGUUUGGCGACAUGGCUCUGUCGCUGGGCGCCAAGUUUGAGAAGUACACCGAGGCCGUCACGCGCAUGCUGCAGCAGGCCAUGCAGCUCAGCGCCGCGCAGGCCGCCCAGGCUGCUCUUGAUGAUGACCUGGCGGACUACAAUAAUGAGCUGCGCAUGGGCAUCCUGGAGGCCUACAGCGGCAUAUUCCAGGGCCUACCCAGCGGCUCGGCCGAGGGGCCGCUGCGGGCCGACGUGCCGCUGAUCCUGGAGUUUGCAAACACCAUAGCGCGCGACCAGGCGAGCGAGGAGUACGACGAGCUCGUGGUGCGGGCGACUGUCAGCCUGCUGGGGGACAUGGUGACAACGGUGCAGGGCGUGGGCUCGCUGCUGGCCAGCCAGCGGGGCCAGGACUGGGAGAAGCUGCUCAGCUGGGUGCACGAAAGCGACGCCCUCGGCAGCGACCUGGAUUGGGCCGUCAACGCGAUAUCGGGGGCGGUACAGGCCGCGGCGUGA